Messenger RNA from Scophthalmus maximus (turbot), 2246 nucleotides. It is a transcript of the gene bbs5, whose product is annotated as Bardet-Biedl syndrome 5. Gene Ontology annotation, molecular function: phosphatidylinositol-3-phosphate binding. The record is from RefSeq and is a predicted model, not a curated record. Gene Ontology annotation, biological process: intracellular transport; cilium assembly. Gene Ontology annotation, cellular component: ciliary basal body; BBSome. Bases 105 to 1133 code for a protein of 342 amino acids. Lineage: Eukaryota; Metazoa; Chordata; Actinopteri; Pleuronectiformes; Scophthalmidae. The transcript is spliced from 12 exons.
UCAGAUUAGCCGAUUAGCCGAUUAGCCAUCCGACCGGACGUUUAGCUAGCAGCCGAACCGACAGCGGGUGUUUAACGAACCAGGAAGAGUGAUAACCUGCGGCCAUGGCAUCUGUUCUAGAUGCUCUCUGGGAAGACAGAGACGUGAGGUUCGACAUAACAGCGCAGCAGAUGAAGACUCGUCCCGGAGAGGCGCUCAUAGACUGCCUGGACUCCAUAGAGGACACCAAGGGAAACAACGGAGAUCGAGGACGACUGCUGGUCACCAACCUGAGGAUCAUCUGGCACUCUGUGGCCCUGCCCAGGGUCAAUCUGUCUGUGGGUUACAACUCCAUCAUUAAUAUCACCACAAGGACAGCUAACUCAAAACUGAGAGGCCAAACAGAAGCCCUCUACAUUCUGACAAAGUCCAACAACACACGAUUUGAGUUCAUUUUCACAAAUGUGGUUCCAGGAAGUCCACGCCUCUUUACUUCAGUCAUAGCUGUGCACAGAGCCUAUGAGACCUCCAAAAUGUACAGGGACCUGAAACUGCGAGCUGCUCUCAUUCAAAAUAAGCAGCUGAGACUUUUGCCCCGGGAGCAAGUGUACGAUAAAAUUAAUGGAGUUUGGAAUUUAUCCAGUGAUCAGGGUAAUCUUGGGACUUUCUUCAUCACAAAUGUACGGAUUGUUUGGCAUGCCAAUAUGAAUGAGAGCUUCAAUGUCAGCAUUCCUUACCUCCAGAUCUGGUCUAUCAGAAUAAGAGACUCAAAGUUUGGCUUGGCGUUGGUGAUAGAGAGUUCGCGUCAGAGUGGUGGCUACGUGCUCGGAUUUAAGAUUGACCCUGUGGAUAAGCUUCAAGACGCACUUAAGGAAAUCAACUCAUUGCAUAAAGUGUACUCUGCCAACCCUAUCUUUGGAGUGGACUAUGAAAUGGAAGAAAAGCCCCAGCCGCUGGAAGAACUCACCGUUGAACAGCCUCCUGAUGAUGUGGAAAUCGAGCCUGAUGAGCAGACCGAUGCUUUCACUGCCUACUUUGCUGACAGCAACAAGCAACAAGACCGUGAGCCAGUUUUCUCUGAGGAUUUGGGCCUCGCCAUUGAAAAGCUAAAAGAUGGCUUCACACUUAAUGGACUGUGGGAAGUCAUGGGCUGAAAUAAUGUAUGUGUACGUACUGUAAUUUUUCUGGAAAUGUUUUUAUUUGUAGCUAUGGUCAAAAUUUGUAUAUAUGUAUCAAUUCAAAAUAAGAAAAUACUAUAUUACAAGUUUUGUAGUUUUGUAUAUUUAAUUCUAUUGGGUAGAAUGUGAAAUUGAAUGCAGUUUGUUUUGUUUGAAGUUAAUAAAUACAUCUAUUUAAACAAUUUCAAUAUUUAGGGUUUAUAAAUCAUCUAUUUAUUCAAUACAGACAUACAGCACACAUUACACAUCACACACAAACAAAGUUGAAAAGACAAAAAUAAAUGUAUAGGAUCCAUUUGAUAAUAUAUAUGAAAAUAAUUAGAUUUACAAUCCCAAUACAUCUGAAAUAUACAUAUGACUGGUAAAGCUCAUUCAAAGUCCCAUGUGGUCCCACUCUUAAUCAAACUUUCUCCAAUUUCAUGUUAUGUUGUGCUUUUUUAUUUUGAUUUGUGGCAAUUGUCUCCAAAAGAAAUUGACUACGCAAUGUUUUGUAUUUAAAUCUUAAUUGUAUUUAUUAUCUGGGGAUAGUUUUCAUAGUUGUUUAAAGUAAAUGUCGAAUGGCCUUCGCCCACUUUGGAUACAUAUAUGUAUACCAUAUAUGGACAAAAUUAAAACAUGUGCAACUGGUCUUUCUCUUCCUUAUUACAGUAUCUUCAUAAUAUUGGUCAUCGUACAAUAUUUAGGUUUUUACUGUAUCAGACAUAAUUCAUUUGUAUGGGCAAGGAACACAAUGAUCUCCACAAGACACCAAAGUAUUUUAGAAAUGUUUAACAAGGACAAAGUGUCACCUCCUGCAGCAGCUGUUCACCGUCCCUGUCGACUUGUAAGGUAAAUCCCUUGUGGAUGUACUCGCACACAAAUACUGAAUCACACACUUUGGGGAAAUGGUCAUCGCUGUGAGUGGAUUGUGACUCUAUCCACAUGUAGAAAGGCCCUAGAAUACAAACAAUUGUAGUAAAUGCCAGCUGUAUUUGUUCUUAUGUACAGUAGAGCAAAUGGUCCUGUCACUGUGUCAAGUGUUUUGUGUUUUUAUUACAUACUUAGCAGAAAUUCUCAUAAGAAUAAAUAAAAUGAAAAGAUCAGAGGUUA